AUGAAUAACCCCAGCGGAGGCUCCUCGCAGGCCCCCGUCCUGCCUGCGCCGCUACCGCAGGCCCCCCACUACCUGUUCCAGUACCCUAUACCGACCAAACCGUCCUCGUUGAACAGUCAGUACGCCUACGUGGCGUCGCCCCCCACCUCCAAACACAACAACGACACUUCCUCGUCGCCUCAUGUGUGUAGCGGACCUCCCUCGCUCGACGAUAUAGUCAACCAGUGCUUUCUUCGCGCCAUCAACCAUCCCACAGACGCUACCAAACAACAGUGCGUGGCCCAGUUUGAGCGGCUCGUGGCCAAACUCCACUGCCAGGAAAACCUCCGCUUCCUCAUCGAGGUCUACAAGUACGAAUACUACUACGAUCGCAUCUUUCCCUUCGUCAACACCAACCACACAUCCAAACCCAGGCGCGAUCGUCUCAACAACACCCCCAGCCCCAGCAUCAGCCAGUACUUGCACAGCGACCACAUGCGCAAAACGCCGUCCAAAGACGACCUCAACGCGUUCUACAGCAACAGCAUCAACACCAGCAUUAACAACCUCAACCUCGCGGCACCUGAGUCGGUGGACGACGUGUUCGUGUCGACCAUAGACGAUCUCGGCACGUCCCAAGAGCUCUCAGAGCAGAACACCAAAGCAUGGGACGACAUGUUCCAGCGUAACGUCAACGAAGACCUGGAAGACGACGAAGACCACAAUGACGUGCACAUCAGCGACUUUGACCAGGACAUCCUCUCGUCCCAGUGGGGCCUCAUCAUCUCCAACUAUAUCGUCAACGACGCCCCCGAACAGAUCAACUUGUCGGAGCAGCUCUACAAAGAGAUCUUGCUCGAGACCAACGUCGACUGCGUGCAUCCGCCAGGUAUCUUGCUCAAGGCCAAAAACGAGGUGCUCCAGUUAAUCAAAGAAAACGCAUACCUCACCUAUCUCCACCAGCAUAAGUCCGAAGCCACGGCUUCCCCCAUCACAUCACCUCCGUUAAGCGUAUCGGCGCCUCCGCCACAGUCGCCCGCAACCUCUCUCGGACCAUCCCUCCAGAGCCCCAUCUCCAAGUUGCAGGCAUCGCCUUCGUCCCUCAAGUUCGAUCCACACCACGACGACCCCAUUGUCAACGUACCCAAGGCAGCCUCCACCAUAGCAUCUCCUCUCCUUUCCCCCACCACCUCCCAUACCCAAUCCCACUCCAAGUCCAAAAAGAAGCGGUUUCUCCACAAACCCACCCCUACGCACACCGUGAUGAACGAAGCAUUGUCCAGCAACUCGUCGUCCUCAUCCUCCAUCUCCAAUUUAUUGGGCCACCUCAAACUAUACCAUAACCACCACACCCACGGAGCCUCUCACUCGCCCAACUUUUUGCACUCGGUAUCAACCACCUUGCACUCGUUGAGUGGGAGCCCCAUGCAUGAUGACGACGAACCAUCCGGGUCUGGUCUCAAAUUUUGGUCGAAGAAGAAACACGACCGUGUAUAA
Molecule: messenger RNA, 1476 nt
Organism: Suhomyces tanzawaensis NRRL Y-17324
Lineage: Eukaryota; Fungi; Ascomycota; Pichiomycetes; Serinales; Debaryomycetaceae
Exons: 1
Coding region: 1-1476 (491 amino acids)
Source: RefSeq, a predicted model, not a curated record